AUGUUUAAUCCAUCCAAUGUGUUCGACGGCCAAAGCGAUCUGCUUGAACUCGCGCGCCAGGCGGCGACCACGGCGGGGCAGAAUGAGCCACCGCCACCUCCUCCGCCGCCGCAGCAGAUGCCGGCGAUGGUCGUCCACCACCCCCGCGGCGGCGAUCUGGAGAGCCGAAUGGCCAAUCAUGUAAUGGACCCAUCUUCCGGCGACGACCAGGAGCCGCCGAAGAAGAAACAGUACCAUCGCCACACUCAGCACCAGAUUCAGGAGAUGGAAGCGUUCUUCAAGGAGUGUCCUCACCCUGACGACAAACAAAGAAAGGAGCUUGGACGACGAUUGGGGCUGGAGCCUCUGCAAGUCAAGUUUUGGUUUCAAAACAAACGCACUCAGAUGAAGGCACACCAUGAGCGCAAUGAGAACACACAGCUCAGGCACGAGAACGACAAGUUGCGCGCGGAGAGUCUCCGGUACAAGGAGGCUCUAUCAAACGCGAUUUGUCCAACUUGUGGCGGUCCGGCGGCCUUCGGAGACAUGUCCUUCGACGAGCAGCAUCUGAGGAUGGAGAAUGCUCGUCUUCGCGAGGAGAUCGAGAGGAUGGCGGGGAUGGCCUCUAGGUAUGCCGGGAAAUCGGUGGUUGCAUAUCCUAACCUUAUGCCGCAUCCCCAGAUCGAAAAUGGAGUCGGAACCUACGGGGGACAAUUUGGCAUGGGUCUCGGCAACCUCAUGUAUGCAUCGAAUACCGAUCUUCUGAGGAUGGUCGCCUCCUCGCCUAUUUGCGACAUGUCAAUGAUCAUCGAUCUCGCUGUCACAGCGAUGGAAGAACUUCUUCGAAUGGCGCAAGCGGGAGAGCCUUUGUGGAUGUCGAGCAUCGACAAUUCCCUCGAGAUGUUGAACGAGGACGAGUAUUUCCGAUCGUUCCCUCGCGGGAUUGGUUCUAAGGUCAUAGGAAUGGCGACUGAAGCUUCGCGCGAUUCGACCGUGGUGAUGAUGCAUCACUCGAACAUUGUCGAGAUCAUGAUGAAUGUGGAUCGAUGGAACAAGGUGUUCUGUAACAUUGUGUAUCACGGCUCGACGUUGGAUAUACUCACAAACGGCGCUACGGGGACAUACAAUGGAGCUCUACAAGUGAUGAGUGCUGAGAUGCACGUCCCUUCGCCGUUCGUCGCGACUCGGAAGUCCUACUUCGUGAGGUAUUGCAAGGAACACACUACGGGGACUUGGGCUAUCGUCGAUGUUUCGGUGGAUGAUUUUUGGCCUAGAGAAGGAUUGCGAUGCCGACGUAGGCCCUCCGGUUGUCUGAUCCAAGAGCUUCAGAACGGUUACUCGAAGGUUACUUGGGUUGAACAUGUGGAAGUAUAUCACAAAGAUGUUCAUAGCCUCUACAUCCCAUUGGUCUAUUCGGGACUCGGGUUCGGGGCUCGUCGUUGGCUCACGACGCUCGAGCGACAAUGCGAAAGACUCGAAAACCUUCUGGCGAAUGCCGUUUCUCCCAGCGAUUACGGAGUGGUAACAUCGCCGGAGGGUAGGAAGAGUAUACUGAAAUUGGCUGAAAGAAUGCUGAUGAGCUUUUGCGACGGGGCUGGCGCCGCGACCGGAGAAACAUGGGCAGUGCUGUCUGGAAAUGGCCUCAACGAUAUUCGAGCGAUGACUAGGAAGAGCAUCAACGACCCCGGGAAGCCACCGGGCAUCAUCCUUAGCGCCGCGACCUCGUUUUGGCUUCACUUGCCGCCAAAGCGAGUCUUCGAAUUCCUCCGAAGCCAUACGACUAGAAACAAGUGGGACGUUCUCUCGAACAACAGCGAAGUUACUGAAAUGGCGUAUAUUGCCAAUGGGAGCGACCCCGGGAACUCGGUCUCUCUACUCCGGGUCAAUGGAAUGAACCAGAACCAAAACAACAUGUUGAUAUUACAAGAUAGUUGCUUCGACGCUUCCGGCGCAUUCGUUGUCUAUGCGCCGGUCGACAUUGUGGCUAUGAACAUUGUCCUAAGCGGCGGGGACUCUGAGUAUGUCGCCUUUCUCCCGUCGGGCUUUGCCAUACUUCCCGACGGCCCUAAAACCCCGAGCCAUUAUGGCGGGGACGGCGUUAUGGAUAUUGGUUCAGGUGGAUCGUUGGUCACUGUGGCCUUUCAAAUCUUGAUCGAUUCGAUCCCGACUGCUCAGAUGUCGCUCAGCUCCGUAAACACCGUCUACAACCUCAUUAGGUGCACCGUCGACCGGAUCAAAGCUUCCGUCGGCGGCCAUGACGAUAUCUGACCGCCCCCUGCCGCCGGGCC
Molecule: messenger RNA, 2267 nt
Organism: Andrographis paniculata
Lineage: Eukaryota; Viridiplantae; Streptophyta; Magnoliopsida; Lamiales; Acanthaceae
Product: homeobox-leucine zipper protein PROTODERMAL FACTOR 2-like
Exons: 10
Coding region: 1-2247 (748 amino acids)
Molecular function (GO): DNA binding; lipid binding
Source: RefSeq, a predicted model, not a curated record